GGCAGCUGCAGCGGCCGAGGAGCAGAACAGAGCCUAGCAGCCGUAGCCAGCCAGCUUUAGAAGAAACUUGUGAUCUGGAAUGAGAUAACUUUCACCAUGAGCCAACAAGGUUACGUUGCUGCUCCUCCAUACUCCCAAUCCCAGCCUGGAAUAGGAGCACUUUCCCCACCUCUUCGGGGUCAUUAUGGUGAUCCAUCACACCCACCCUCUCCAGCAGGCAUAAUGAAGCCAGCUGGACCUUUGGGGCCAACUGCACCUGUUGGGGUGUUACCUCCUGGACCCCCUAAUUCUGGGACCCACCAAUUUGUUCAGAAUGGUCCUAAUAUCUCAGGGUAUCCCCAACAGAGGUUUCCAGGCCCUCCACCUGCCAACAAUGCUGCCCCUCCCUACCCACCAUACUCUCAUAUGCCAUCAGCAACCUAUCCCAGUCCUGUGUCUUCAUCUGCCACCACUCAGUUGACCAAUCAACUCGGCAGCAUGCAAAUUCACAAUUACGGUCCUGGCAUGACUUCAGGUUCCCAGGGCAUCCCGGCCCCACCCUCAGCAGCAUCUUUCCAAGGGCCCCCACAGCUGCCUCAGCCUGCCAUUCUCCAGCCAGGCCCCCGGAUACCCCCACCUCCACCAAGCACGCACAAUGGCCUUGGAACUGCCCCCUCAUUGCCACCAGCAAGCAGGCAGGAUGCACUCCCUGGGUCUGGCCCUCCCACUGCCAAUUUUUCAUCUCUGCCCCUUUCAGGACAACCUCCAGGCCCUGGAUAUCCCCCACAACCAGGGGCCAACUAUGGCCCUCCCCAGAUGCCUGGAGCUCAGCUCUCCUCCCCAGCUGGAUUUCCUGGUGGUCCUGCGCAGAUGGCAGGGCCAAUGCAGCCUCCAAAGAAGCUUGAUCCUGACUCUAUCCCAAGCCCAAUCCAAGUGAUUGAGAAUGACAGAUCCACCAGAAGCGGUCAAGUCUAUGCUACCAACCUGAGGGGUCAGGUUCCUCCUCUAGUAACCACGGAUUGUGUGAUUCAAGAUCAAGGGAAUGCUAGCCCUCGUUAUAUCCGAUGUACAACAUACUGCUUCCCAGCCACUUCAGACAUGGCCAAGCAAUCUCAGCUACCUUUAGCCGCCAUCAUCAAGCCAUUUGCCACUGUUCCUCCGAAUGAGGAACUAAUCACAGCUUCCACACUGCUUAGCCCUACCCAGGCCUGGGCAGUGUUUGGAGGUGAGAGUUUUUGGCUUGUCAACUCUUCUACCUAG
Molecule: messenger RNA, 1239 nt
Organism: Gracilinanus agilis (Agile Gracile Mouse Opossum)
Lineage: Eukaryota; Metazoa; Chordata; Mammalia; Didelphimorphia; Didelphidae
Product: protein transport protein Sec24D-like
Exons: 9
Coding region: 97-1239 (380 amino acids)
Biological process (GO): COPII-coated vesicle cargo loading
Cellular component (GO): COPII vesicle coat; endoplasmic reticulum exit site
Molecular function (GO): zinc ion binding; SNARE binding
Source: RefSeq, a predicted model, not a curated record